AAGAGAAGAGGGGAAGAGGAGAAGGGACGGAGAGAGAGAGCGGGGGGAUGACUACAUGGAAAAAGGGAAAACAAAACAACAAUCAUGACUCCUGUAAUUCAUCCUACGUGUUUUAUAAAUCACUAUGUUUGGUCUGUUCACCUACACAGUUUGCCGCAAUAAAUGACGAGCCUCCCCGAUAAGUGUAAGCUGGCUUGAGAGAGAUGUCAUCCCCGGGCAUGGGCACCCCCAGUGACCCCCUUUUGGCCAGUCCAGGAGGGAGGUUAUCCACAGCUCAGGAAGGGAUCUGGAGGAGCUCACUCCCCAAAACUGCCAGCUUCCCGACGUCCACCACUCGGCACCUCAGUCAUCGGGCAAACAACUUCCAAAGACAGCCAAAGCGUCGGAAGCUGAUAAGACCUUCACCACCUCCUCCGCCCAACACACCCUGUCCCCUAGACCAGCUGGACCUUAGUGAGCUUCCCCCGAGGCGUACCUUCCAAGAGCUGCUCUUCAAUGGCUGCAUCCUGUUUGGUAUUGAAUUUAGCUAUGCCAUGGAAACAGCUUAUGUGACUCCUGUGCUUCUGCAGAUGGGCUUGCCUGAUCAAUUCUACAGCUUGGUGUGGUUUAUUAGUCCCAUACUGGGAUUCCUCGUUCAGCCUCUCAUUGGAGCGUGGAGUGAUCGUUGUACGUCCCGAUUUGGGCGAAGAAGACCCUUUAUUUUUGCCUUGGCUAUAGGUGCUUUGCUUGGCCUAUCCCUGGUGCUGAACGGGCGGGACAUUGGAGGUGCGCUGGCUGACACGGCAACAAAUCACAAGUGGGGAAUUAUCCUGACUGUGUGUGGUGUGGUUCUGAUGGACUUCAGUGCUGAUUCAGCAGACAACCCGAGCCAUGCCUACAUGAUGGAUGUGUGCAGCCCAGAGGACCAGGAUCGGGGGCUGAACAUCCAUGCUCUACUUGCAGGACUAGGAGGUGGAUUUGGCUACAUUGUAGGCGGCAUCAACUGGGACCAGACACAAUUUGGAAGAUCAAUGGGAGGUCAACUGCGCGUCAUAUACAUGUUCACGAGUAUCACUUUGGUGAUUGCCCUAGCCAUGACUCUGAUGAGUAUCCCCGAACGGCCCCUACCAAAGAGUCAGCCGAACAAAAACUCCAGCAAAAAUCAUCUAAAAAGCCCCAGCCUCCCUCUCCCUCCCUCUCCCCCUGUUCCCCCAGGAUCAGCUUUGGGACUUGAUGAGGAAGAUGAGGAUGGCCUUUACAGCUACAAUUUCUCUAGAAAGUCUCAGCCGUGUAACUCUGACCCUCUGGCCCAUUCUUGCAGUGCCAAUGCACGCCUCUGUGCUGGCCUCACUAGCCCGAUAUCGCCCCUGAGCCCCCUCACACCAAAGUAUGGCAGCUUUAUAAGUAGGGACAGCUCGCUCACUGGCAUUAAUGAGUUUGCCUCCUCAUUGGGAACCUCUUAUAUAGACAGUGUGCUCAUAAACUGCUACACAGGUCAGCAGACAGCACAGGUCCUGGCCUCCAACUCCACCACUGUGCCCCUGCCUCCGGGCGACUCCCCUCCGCCUGACGAGUCCACACAGGGGGCAGGGAGCCAUUCUGUGGGACAGACCCAGGCUGAUGUGGUUUCUCAUCCAGCUGGGGAAGCUCAGGAUGCAGAAGUGCCACAGCCCGAGGAAGAUGGAGCAUCUCAGGUCAAAGCUGGGGCUCAGCCUGGUGCAGGGUCACAUCGUGGCUCUUCUGCUGGUAUCCUGAAGCGACCCCAGAGUCUUGCACUAAUAGAGGAGCCCAUGGCAACCCAGAUUGUUGGGCUGGAGAACGGACGCAGGAGAACAGUGACCUUCAGUCAGCAGGUUGCAAACAUUUUGUUGAAUGGGGUGCGCUACGAGAGUGAUCUGAGUGAGAAUGUGGAGACAGGAGAAUCCCAAAUGUCCAUGAAGCUGCUGUGUAUAGCCAUCUACAGGAUGCCUCCGUCUUUGCGGAGCUUAUGCACUAAUCAUUUUUUGGGCUGGCUGUCCUUUGAGGGCAUGCUGCUCUUCUACACUGACUUCAUGGGAGAGGUUGUGUUUGAAGGAGACCCCAAGGCACCCCAUGACUCUGAGGCUUACCAACGCUACAAUGCUGGUGUCAGCAUGGGCUGCUGGGGCAUGUGCAUCUAUGCAUUCAGUGCUGCUUUCUACUCAGCCAUACUGGAGAAACUGGAGGAGCGUUUCUCUCUUCGCACUCUAUAUUUUUUUGCCUACCUGGCGUUUGGUUUGGGCACAGGCCUGGCCACACUAUCCACCAACCUCUAUGUGGUACUUUCCCUCUGUGUCACCUAUGGGGUGCUGUUCUCCUCUCUAUGCACGCUGCCUUACUCUCUGCUAUGUGAAUACUACCAGAGCCCCCAGUUUUGUGGCUCAUCAGAGGAAGGGACCAGACGAGGGAUGGGGGUGGAUAUCUCUCUGCUCAGCUGUCAGUAUUUCCUGGCUCAGAUCCUGGUCUCUGUGGCGAUGGGACCUCUGACCUCACUGGUGGGUGGGGCCCAGGGAGUGAUGUACUUUUCAAGCCUGAUGUCAUUCGUGGGCUGCCUGUACUCCUCUCUCUGCGUGGUGUACCAGCUUCCCCCCCCAGAGGGUGAGCCCCCCGAAAGCGAGACCCAGCCACUAUUAGUACACAUUUAGAAAAGCCUCUUAAUUUACUUUACCUCACACACGCACACACACACUCAUGCUUAGUGUCCAAGUGUGUUGACCUUCACAGCACUGACAGGACAAACACUGCACACCCUGCCGCACAUUGUACAGCACAACUCCAUAUAUUGUUUCACACUGAUCAGCACUGUUCUUCUCAGAGCUAGACAGACAGACAGACAGACAUUGGCCACUGCUCUAAUAUGUGUGUUCAUACAGUGUGUGUGCCCAUGCAUUUUGUCCUAACUUUUGCAAACGAAUGUGUGACCUUUCUGAAUGCAGUGUGGGACAAGUUACUUUGUGUGCGUAUGAUAGGGAGACUGUGAGUGACCUCUCUGAGUAUAGAUAAGCCUUAGCUGAUCUUCUGUCUGAUUCUUUGCUAUAUAAUCUUGCAUCAUCUUUUCUUGCUUGUUGGUGUUUAGUAUAGAAAUAAUGAUCACUACCUACAGGCUAACCACAGCUUUCCCCCCUCUUUUUCUUCCUUUUAUCUGUUGCCUAACGUCUGCAUGAGCUGCAAUGUAAUCUCUCAAAGCCUUAUGUUAAUGUUUUGUUUUCGGUCAUACGGCCAAGGGAAUGUCUACCUGCCUGUUUCUCUGAGUUAGCAUAUUAGCAUCACACCGUAUGCAGGAUUUUCUGACUAAAUGAAUGUGCUGCCAGUUACAACUCGCACUCACCAUCUAUGCUUCUUCGUUAAUUGAGGAGCUCUAAAAACCCACGCAAAAUUCACAUUAAGCUUAACAACGCUUAAUCACAAUUAUAGUCUGGAAGGGCUUCACGUUUACACAUUUUAACAGCAAAUAAAAACAACACUUUCCACACAGUCUAGUCAUCAUGACACUUACCAGUGUGCAAUCCUCACAUUUCACAGUUAUGUGCUGGGUUAAUUAAGUUCCAAGUCCAGUGCUAAUUAAGUACUUAAUCAGCAUAGAGCCAUGACUAAUAGGAUGACACACACACACAUGUUCAUACACAAACUUUCAAAAACACAGAGAAAUGUGUACUGGUGGCAAAUUCUGUCUGGGCCCUCACUAAGCCAUGGACAGCUGUUGAGCUGUCAGCCUACUCCCGGCCAUGCCAUUGUAAUAAUGACAGUGAUUCUUGUCAUUAUCAGGAAGAGGAGAAGUUGAAACUGGGGUGUGAAUCAGCAUUCAGUCGGAAACCCAACAUAACAGAAGAGCAGCAAACAGGGAGAAGACUCAUGUGAACUAUGGGGUUACCCUGAAGGUGGACAACAUUCAAAAAAAAAAGACUGGGGGUUCAUGGAGCCAGCAGCAAGUGCUUUUUGUCAUCAUUAGGGCGCAUGAUUACGUUAGAAGGCUUCUGCUCCACCAUGCUCAGCCCAUCAACUGAGUAUAGCAUAUACCUUACAUCUGUUAGCAAAAUUCUUCACAGGAAGAUUUCAUCUUCAUUCCCUUUUUCCACCUUGGAUCGGCAAAAUGGUACAUAUUUUUUGUUUACAUCUGUUGUGCCAUGGCAAACAGUAUGCUUUGUCUUUUCAGCCUCAACAGCGCCAUCAAGCCUGACUUCAGGGCUUUAACACAAGGUCAACUUUAUAAUCUGUUUCAAGCCCACCAUUGUGAUUGUUUCAUUGACUAGCUCACACUCUGAAUACCAUUAUGGUGCAAGUCAUAAUUGCCAUCUCAGCAGAACAUCAAUAGUUACCCACUAUUAAAGCCUCCUGGACAGACUGGAUGCACACCGUGCUAACAUUUCUGAGGAAACACUAACUGUAAGGAUCAUGCUGUUGCAGCUUGCUUGCAAAAAAGCAAAACACUGGUUUGUGUUAUAUGGUACCACCUAUUGCUUAAUAUUGGCAGUGUUACUGUAAAAGCAACUCUGAUUCAGGGUUCAGUUAAAACUAAAAUGAUCAUUUUGCCA
Messenger RNA from Micropterus salmoides (largemouth bass), 4529 nucleotides. RefSeq names its product solute carrier family 45 member 1 (gene slc45a1). Gene Ontology annotation, molecular function: sucrose:proton symporter activity. The transcript is spliced from 9 exons. Gene Ontology annotation, biological process: transmembrane transport. Bases 204 to 2642 code for a protein of 812 amino acids. Gene Ontology annotation, cellular component: membrane. Lineage: Eukaryota; Metazoa; Chordata; Actinopteri; Centrarchiformes; Centrarchidae. The record is from RefSeq and is a predicted model, not a curated record.